Pseudophryne corroboree (corroboree frog) is the source of this 2046-nucleotide messenger RNA. It is a transcript of the gene ING3, whose product is annotated as inhibitor of growth family member 3. The record is from RefSeq and is a predicted model, not a curated record. The transcript is spliced from 12 exons. Lineage: Eukaryota; Metazoa; Chordata; Amphibia; Anura; Myobatrachidae. Gene Ontology annotation, biological process: regulation of DNA-templated transcription. The coding region runs from base 113 to 1402 and encodes 429 amino acids. Gene Ontology annotation, cellular component: NuA4 histone acetyltransferase complex.
CGCCUGCCGCCCUCACCUCCCCGCCAGUGUUUUGUUGCUGAGAGCCAGGCGCCAUAUUGUCUCUGUGUAAUAUACGGCAGUCGCUGUGUCUGUGGUGACUUAAGACGGAAAGAUGCUGUACCUGGAAGAUUACCUAGAGAUGAUCGAGCAGCUUCCCAUGGAUCUGCGCGACAGGUUUACGGAAAUGCGGGAGAUGGACUUACAGGUGCAGAAUGCUAUGGACCAACUGGAACAGAGAGUUGGGGAGUUUUUUGCCAAUGCCAAGAAAAACAAACCUGAAUGGAGAGAAGAGCAAAUGAGUUCUAUAAAAAAAGAUUACUUUAAAGCGUUGGAAGAUGCAGAUGAAAAAGUACAACUAGCAAAUCAAAUUUAUGAUUUGGUAGAUCGACAUCUAAGAAAAUUGGACCAAGAACUGGCAAAAUUCAAAAUGGAGCUAGAGGCUGAUAAUGCAGGGAUUACUGAAAUACUGGAAAGAAGGUCUCUGGAAUUAGAUACACCAUCACAGCCAGUUAAUAACCAUCACGUUCAUUCUCAUUCUUCAGGAGAGAAAAGGAAGCACAAUUCAUCUUCCCAUCAUUCUACAACAGACCAUGUACCAGAGAAAAAGUUCAAGUCUGAGGUGUUGUUAUCAACUCUUACUUCUGAUGCUUCCAAAGAAAAUACACCAGGUUGUAGAAACAAUGUGUCCUCAUCCUCCUCCUCUUCUUCCUCCUCCACCACUAAUGUUUACACCGUGAAUUCUUCUCAGCCAAUUGCAUCAUAUAAUUUGAGCUCUCUGUCCUCUGGAGCUAGUACUGGGGCUGGUGCAGGAGCUGGUGCUAUUACAAUGGCAGCUGCUCAGGCAGUUCAGGUUACAGCACAGAUGAAAGAAGGUAGAAGAACAUCAAGCAUGAAAGCCAGUUAUGAAGCCUUUAAAAAUAAUGACUUCCAGCUUGGGAGGGAGUUCUUGUCUAGAGAAUCAUCCACUUACUCCUCUUCAGCUCUGGCUUCUACGCUAACUCAGACUUUGACAUCUUCAGCCACCACAGAUUCUAGAAGUGGGCGAAAAAGCAAGAGCAACAAUAAAUCAUCAAGCCAGCAGUCUUCAUCCUCCUCGUCCUCUUCCUCUCUGUCUUCUUGCUCAUCGUCAUCUGCUUUAGCGCACGAACUGUCUCAGCAGGCAGCAGCCAUUCCAGAAUCCGAUUCGAAUAGCCAAGUUGAUUGGACAUAUGAUCCAAAUGAACCUCGUUACUGCAUCUGUAAUCAGGUAUCCUAUGGUGAAAUGGUAGGCUGCGACAACCAAGAUUGCCCUAUUGAAUGGUUUCAUUAUGGAUGUGUUGGAUUGUCGGAGGCUCCUAAAGGCAAAUGGUAUUGCCCACAGUGUACUGCUGCCAUGAAGAGAAGAGGAAGCAGACAUAAAUAACAUUUAAAAAACAUACUUAACGCAAAAAAAGAUCUUUUUUUUUAAGCAGACAUUAACACCAUUUCAUGUCAUGACAGUCAGUUUGCUUGGUAUAUUGUAUGGUAACUGGUGUAUUCGGCAGAAUAGUGUUCCAGGGGAUCAGCACCUCAUGAUUUGUGUGUACUCAUAGUUGGAAUCAUUGACUCACAUUUCUGUCCUUUAAAGGAUUUCAAUAUUGCUUUUUAAAAAAAAAACAAAAAAAAACAUUUUUUUGCAACUUAUAUUUACAUUUAUAUAUUAAAGAGGUAUCUCUUGCACGAAUUCCAAGUUGUUAUGUAACAUUGUAUAAAAAUGUCACAGGAUCUACUACAAAGUAUGAGUAUGCAGUAAUUUCUAAACACUUUAUAAACAUAUUUUGUUUCCUUUUGAAACAAAUUUCAGCUGGCUGAAGAAAAUGAGUUUUGUUUUUGGGCUGGCAUCCAUUAAGUGUAUACAUACAUAAUUAUUUAAUCUAUUAUGUGAGGAGUAAAAUGUUGCCAUUGUUACUACACAAAAUAUAGUGUAGUUAAGUAUCAAUGUGAUUAAGUUUUUUUACAGGAUGUAUUUUUUGUGUGUGUUCAUUAUUACAUAGUGAUAUUAGCAAAUAAAGUAAUUAUUAUCCAUAA